Molecule: messenger RNA, 535 nt
Organism: Pieris napi
Lineage: Eukaryota; Metazoa; Arthropoda; Insecta; Lepidoptera; Pieridae
Exons: 2
Coding region: 114-431 (105 amino acids)
Source: RefSeq, a predicted model, not a curated record
UAGGGCGAUGCUGUUUUAUUGCGGUGCUGUGCGCGCGCGCAUCACUCGCAAGGCGCCCACCACCACGGCUGGACCACAGGCUGUUACCGUAUAUUAUAAUAAAAAUAACAAUUAUGUAUAAACUUUUAGUCGUGUGUGCAAUAUACAUUGUGAUUACUGAGGCGCGGCCGCGUUGGCAAUACCUGCCAGCUGUACCGGGCUUCGUUCCUGUAUAUAUUCAGAAUGGGGACACACCACUUGAAGAAAUCAACCCUGAACUAGCAGAGGCCUUCCACGCCCUUCCUGCGGGACGCAGCGCCCAUCGCACCGUCGAAGCUGCCACAGACGACGCAGACAUUCCAACUGUUAUCGACUCCCGCCCUUACGAGAAGAAACUGUAUGAGAAAAAGAAAAAGGCGUCUUUCGAUAUUCCUAAAUCGGUCGAACAAUGAUUUUAAUUUUGUACUUAAGUUUUAUAGGAUAGUUCGCAUGGCGAAACGCUUAGCUUGCCAUUUUUUAUUUAAUAUGAUUCAAGAAUAAACAUUAUUUAUUUUUA